Molecule: messenger RNA, 1437 nt
Organism: Naegleria fowleri
Lineage: Eukaryota; Heterolobosea; Eutetramitea; Acrasida; Naegleriidae
Exons: 1
Coding region: 1-1437 (478 amino acids)
Biological process (GO): nucleosome assembly; regulation of DNA-templated transcription
Cellular component (GO): nucleolus
Molecular function (GO): histone binding; DNA binding
Source: RefSeq, a predicted model, not a curated record
AUGCAAACAGCCAUUCGUGCAUCCUCCUCGGCGAAUGGAAAUGAGGGAUUCCGAAAUAAUACAACCGUGGUGAGGAAUCAGGGAUCCUCAUCAUCAACAAGUUCUCGUGGAACACAUAAUACCUCCACACCUCGUGAUUUGGACGGGGAGUUUAAAAAAACUUUUGAAUAUUUGAAGGAGUUGGAAGAGAAAAACAAACAAGAUAUUCCGAAAAUUACAAGUGCUGAUUAUUUGGAUAUGAGAAUGAAAAAAGAAAAUCCAACAACUAAAAAACCCUCUCAAAAAAGAAAGGAGGAGCCUCCGAAGAAGUUUGAUUUACAAGCUCUUGCUAAACACAUGAUUUAUGAUGAAAUUGUAAUUCCUCCUGAAUUACAAGCAUCCUACAUUGAGCAACAAAAAAGAUUAAAAUUAGAGGAAAAAAGAAAACAAGCCACCGAAGAGAAGGGAGCAAGUCAACAACAACAAAAAUCAUCGUCAAAUAAUGGCAGCUCCAAAAAAUCAUCUACCACACCUACUUCCUCACAGCAAUCUAAAAAGAAAUCAUCAGGAAACGAUCAUUCAGCCAUACGAAAUCAAAAUGUAAAUAAGAAAACCCACAACGCUGUAAAUCAUACAAACAACAUGCUUGACACACGAUCUUUUGACCUUCCAUCAAUCAAAAAAAAGAAUGCUGGUAGUAGCAACUCUUCACUGGAGGAAAGACCUUCAUCAUCAAGUACUUCCUUCAAAAUUCCCAAAAAAAGUGGAGCAACGAGUAUUGUCAGUUCUACGCCAUCCUCUUCCAAAACAACUUCAAAAGUUUCACAAGCACCACCUCCUCAAAGAUCUCAACAAAAGACAGUAGUCCAAAAACCACCAUCGAGCUCUGCAGUGUCACGCGCAUCAACAUCAUCCUCAACCAUUCAAUCUUCUGCUACGUCUAAAAUGAAACCCACUGCAGCCACACGCACUUCCAACACUGUCAAUCAUGCAAGAAUACCUGGUGGGUCCAAACAGCCAAUAACAAAUCGUCCAAAAGCAAGCUCUACCUCAACUGCAAAACCACCUCUAUCGAAACGAAAGGCAGAAAUAUUGGACGAAGAAGAGGAAGAAGAAGAUGAAUAUGAAUAUAGUGACGAUGAGGAGGAGCUUUCUCACGACAGAUAUGUCCCACCUCCAAAUCCAUAUGAUCCAUAUGCAUUUGAUCGAUUACGAGGAAACGAUGAUUAUAGACCUGGUUCCAUUGCUCGACUUUUCUUGCGCCCAAAUCAAAGAUGUUACCAAAAUUAUGGAGACUAUGACGAUGAUGAUGACAUUGAGGAAGCAGGAUAUGACGAUAUUGAAGAAGAGGAAGAAGAAGCUGAAAGAAUUGCUCGAUUAGAAGAUGAGAGAGAAGAACGAUUAGAAAAGCAGAGAAGAAAAGAACGUGAAAUGCGAAAGAAAAUGAAAAUGAAAUAG